AGGGAGAGAUCGGAGGCGCCCCGCCCAGUCAGCAAGGUUGCGCGUGCCCCGUGCGGCCGCCAAGAUGGUGGUGGGCGCGUUCCCUAUGGCGAAGCUGCUAUACCUGGGCAUCCGGCAGGUCAGCAAGCCGCUUGCCAACCGCAUUAAGGAGGCCGCCCGCCGAAGCGAGUUCUUCAAGACCUAUAUCUGCCUCCCGCCGGCUCAGCUGUACCACUGGGUGGAGAUGCGGACCAAGAUGCGCAUCAUGGGCUUUCGGGGCACGGUGAUCAAGCCGCUGAACGAGGAGGCCGCGGCUGAGCUGGGCGCUGAGCUGCUGGGAGAGGCCACCAUCUUCAUCGUGGGCGGUGGCUGCCUGGUGCUGGAGUACUGGCGCCACCAGGCGCAGCAGCGGCACAAGGAGGAGGAGCAGCGCGCGGCCUGGGACGCGAUGCAGGACGAGGUGGGCCGCCUGGCGCUGGCGCUGGAGGCCCUGCAGGCGCAGGUGCAGGCGGCACCGGCACACAGCGCCCUGGAGGAGCUACAGACGCAGAUGCGGGAGGUGCGCGCCCAGCUCUGCGCCCCGGACCCGCCGGCCACGCCCCAGGCGGCAUCCGCGUGCAAGGUGCAGGAGUCUGCGCAAGCGUGAACUUGGCCAUGGUUGUGUGUGCCCCAAUGUGGCCUUCUCCCCGUACUGCCCCCACCUGCGCUGGCCCUGCGGAAACCCCCAGGAUCUUGAUGGAACUUGGAUUCAGUCAGCCCCUCCUGGCCUGCGGGACCUUCCACGGGGGCCAGGCCCCAGCGGUGAAGCCGUCCCCCCGAAUCGCCCUCCAGCCCUGACUCAUCGGUACAGCCCUGAAGCACAUGGACCUGUGCGGUCCCAGCCAGGAGGACAACAGGCUCACUCUUCCCGCAGGAGGAAAAACGAACCGGACUUAAGCUGAAUCAAGCUGUGACCCUACUCCCACCCCCACCCCCAUGUCUGUGACACCCUUCCCUUGGACGCUCAUCCUUGUCACUGGGACACCCCUCCCCCUUGGUGGGUCAGCACAGACCAUUGUAAAGAAAUGCAGCGUGGUUCGUGCACUUCUGUCCCCGGCGUCUAAGGUGGGCUCUAGCUGGGUUUCGCCACUCUCUUUGAGGGGCAAACGGGGGAUCCUGGCCUGCAGCUGAUCCACCGAAUGCUCUGUCUUCCCCCCUUAACGGGAGCUGAGGUACCCUGCUGUGACCCCAAGUGGGAGAUUCCAAAAGAUCCCCCAACACCUCUUUGUGGUGGAAAAAUGACUCCUGUCUAAGGCUAAAUCCAGCCCCAGCCCCCUGUUUAGCUGUCCUCCAAGUUCCUCAGUCUUUCCUGACAUGCCCUCUUCCGUGGCCUCUCCCGACACAAUGUCAUCACAUUUCUCCUGUGCCAUCCAGAUCUGCUGACCUCUGUGCCCUUGCCCUUCUCCCGCUGGGGCUCUGGACUGGUCUGGCCGUCCCCCUUUACGCAAUGGCACCCUCGUGCCUCCAGAGCCCUCGGCCCCACCUCCAUCCCACUAGACUAGGCCACCCGUUGGUCUUGACCUUUCUGAGUUUCCUAGGGCUACCAUAAACAUGACCACAAACUUGAUGGUCUAAAACCACUGAAAUGUGUUCUCUCACAGUUCUGGAGGCAGAGAUCUGAAGCCAGAGUCUCAGCAGGGCCAUGCUCUGUCAGCGCUCCAUCCGAGGGCCCUGGGGGGCCAUCCUUCCUUGCCUCUCCUGACUUCUGGGCACUUCAGGCAUUCCUUGGCUGGUGGCUGCAGAGCUCUAGUCUCUGCAUCCAUCUUCAUGUGGCCUUCUCCUCUUGAGUCUCUUAUAAAGGCACUUGUCUUUGGGUUUAGCCCCCUUCCCCCAAACCUAAGGUGAUUUCACUUCAGGGUCCUUAAAUUAGUUUACAGAGUUGGGUUUUUCUUCCCAGAUACGCUCAUGACCACAGUUCCAUGGGUUACUGUGUGGACAUGUCUUUGGGGGAGCCACCAUUCAACCCACUACACCUCCCCGCCCCAAAGAGGACACUGGGACUCUUGCCAACCCCACGGGACACGUGGCCUUCCCCACAGGGAUGAUAGGAACAAUCCAGAAACCAGCCUUUACCACUGGGUGCCUCUCCUGGGAACCUCACCGACGCGGGAGGUCUGUGUUAUGUUGCCCUAAUGAAAGAGCCCCAGAGUGAGGAAGACAACUUUAGGAUGUGUCUGAGGACAUAGGGAUCUUCAAAAUGGGGGCAAGUCUUGUUAAAAUGAGAGAAGCCUAUGUGUGUGCAUGAGCAACAAUCCUGUGAACUCUUUCUCUGAUGCAGAAGCUGAGACCCAGGGGAAGCAAAGGGACUUGCCCAAGGCCACGAAGCCCGUGAGGGACUGGCUGACCAAGGUGGUGAAGUAAUCAGAGCAGGGUGGGGGUUGGGGCUCAGUGAGGGCGAUGGGAGAAGAAGGGGUGCAGGUGCUAGAGAGCCCCGGUAGGGGUGAGGGGAGCAGGGAGCCGGUUACUGGGGAGGAAGGGUGGUUAGGGAUCUCCACAGAGACCCAAGGCAUUUCCCAGAGGCAGCAUUGAGAGUGGGGGUGGGGAGGCUCAAUUUCUGUUCCAAACAGCCCCAGACCACACCUGAAAUCUUAGCAUUUAGUGAGCAGGGUCAGAUCCAAGAUCUAUUCUACCUGGGCUGGGUUCCAGCAGCUCGAGAUGAAGCGGGAGGGGCCGCUUUCUCUCAACUCCUUCCUCCCUCACCUCUCUGCCAGGGUGUGCUGGGGCAAGGGGGCCCGGGCGGGGGGGAUCUGGACACAACUUCUACCCAGACAGAAACCCAAGAAACUGGGGUCCUGAAAGAUCAUCUUUGUCUUCUAGAUGAAGGGGAGAAGCUGAUUAUAGUGGGAGCUGAGGAGGUGGCUUCUGGGUGGAGGUGUCUUUACAAUCAGAAGUGACCUGAGUGGGUAAAUGAGAAGAAGAUUCAGAGAGAGUGAGCACUGUGUGGAUGGGGUGAGGGACGGAGCCAGGUGAGCGGGCUCAGUGCCCGGUUUCUAUGGCUACUCCUGGGGGUGCCCUGGGGCACUGACCCAUCUCUAGAGCACAGGUCGGGGGAGGUCAGUGACUGUGAUGUGCUCCCCACUCCCAUGAUGGCCAUAGAUAGUGACCCUUACCAAUAUUUUCUUCAUUGCAUUCAUGGGAAAAUGGAGGCACGGAAAGGGGGGUCACCUGCCCAAGGACACACAGGCAGGAAAGAAGCAGGAGUGGGACCAGAGAUGGACCGUCUGUACCAGAGCCCAAGCCCCAUACCCCUACGCCAGUCUUGACCCUGAUGCGCCAUUACUGUCCCGUCUCCGAGACUCAGACCUCAGAACUCAGCCCUCCGUGUCCUUCCGUGUGGCCAGACGUUGUGGGAUGCGUUGGCUUCAUGCACUGGGUGGGAUCAGGGUGUGUGAAAAUGCAAGGAAUCCCCUCUUGAUGCACGAGGCUGAGACGGGAGCAUGCUUCAUUACUCUGGUUUCCUACUAGCUGAAGUUUUGUAUAUAUUUGUGACUUGGGGAGAGGGGUAGAAUAAAUUCAUAAAUGGGG
Molecule: messenger RNA, 3543 nt
Organism: Neogale vison (American mink)
Lineage: Eukaryota; Metazoa; Chordata; Mammalia; Carnivora; Mustelidae
Gene: OPA3
Product: outer mitochondrial membrane lipid metabolism regulator OPA3
Exons: 2
Coding region: 65-625 (186 amino acids)
Biological process (GO): regulation of lipid metabolic process
Cellular component (GO): mitochondrion
Source: RefSeq, a predicted model, not a curated record